Molecule: messenger RNA, 5163 nt
Organism: Malus domestica (apple)
Lineage: Eukaryota; Viridiplantae; Streptophyta; Magnoliopsida; Rosales; Rosaceae
Source: RefSeq, a predicted model, not a curated record
CCUCUCUCUCUCUCCUACUUUCUCUUUCUCUCUCUAUCUGUAUCUCUUUCUCUCUCUUCAAAACUCUCUUUAACGCAUAUUCACAGAUGGGAGGUGAAUCGGGGGUGUUUAAUAUGGUACAAACCCGCUUUAUGGAGAGAAAGAGAACCUGAUGCCCUUUUUGAUGUGUGAGUGGGUGGUCCUGUUUUUCUCACUUCUCUCUCUCUCUCUCUUCCUCUUUCUCCCUCUAGAGUUGCAUAGUAGUCUUCAAAGACUUCAUCUUUUCUUUCUCAUUUCUCAGUCGGAACCAACCCAGAAAAAAGAGGCUUCAAAACCAAAUAAUCCCAUCAGCGCUGCGAUUUCUUUGAUCUUGGAUUGAUGUUAUGGAUGAAGAUUCCAGUGGGGUUGUUUGAUUUUUCAUCUCUGCUGCUUUCUGCUAGUGUUUCUGGUGCUGCUUGGAGUGAACAGUAAUAGUUCUAGAGCGAGAAAGAGACUUAGAGAGAGAAAGGGUCAUUAUAUAUGCUGAAAUCUAAGUUCAAGAUAAGGUGUGGAGGUAGAGAAGAUAUUACUAGAGCUUGUGACUGUUGGGAAAACAGCACAAGUAGAAGAGAGAAGAAGAAGCAGCUUUCCAUCAGAUGUUAUCUUUUGAAAAACUUCCACCAGAUCCCCCAUGUCAUCAUCCCCAGCCUUUGAUCAUCAAAGAUGCUAGUACUAGUCAUGAGCAGCCACUAGAUCUAUCUAAUAAUCCACCCCUUCCUAAAUUCUCCAUCAGAGAUUAUGUUUUUACAUCCCGGAGCAAAGAUAUCGAGACCAACUGGCCUUUUUCUCAGAAGAAUUUGCAACUUUGCUUGAAACAUGGCGUGAACGAUCUGUUGCCGCCAUUUCAGAAGCUUGAUGCAGUUAGAAACCAACCCGUCAAGAGAUGUACGGUUGAAAGUGAAAAGAAAAGCAAUCUUGAUGUUUCAGAAUCUUCCGGGCAAGAUGAUCAUGCAGUAUUAAAGUCUUCGUCAAACGAUACCAAGUUGAAGGAAAAGCUAACAGAAGCUUGCACAGAGACUACAACAACCACUUCAUGCAGGUCUGAAGGAGAAAAUGAUUUUCCAUCCACACUUACGAGUGUUUCUCAAUCUGAAAUAGAAGAGUCAGUUCCUACGAACAGGCCGUCGAGGUUGCCGUUAGAAAUUGAUACUUCCUUGGAAGCUGCAUCAGUUGAAGUACUUGAAGCUGCAGGUCCCCCCGUUGUUGUUGUUAACAAGACCGGAAACACGACGCGACCCUCGGGUAAGAAGUGCAGAUUGGUGGUGAAAUUCGGUAGCCACUCAGAGAGAGGAUCAACCGAAGAUAUUGCGUCGAAUGCUACUACCAUUUCAGAAACAAUGACUUCAAAAACUUGCCCUGUUUGCAAAACCUUCUCAUCAUCUUCUAAUACCACCUUGAAUGCUCAUAUUGAUCAGUGCCUUUCUGGGGAGGCAACUCCCAAGUGGGCUGUGGAUUCAAAACCGGUUACAAGGUACAGAAUUAAGCCGAGGAAGACCAAAUUGAUGGUGGAUAUAUAUACUACUGCCCAGCAUUGCACAUUAGAAGAUCUCGAUAGAAGAAAUGGCUCGAGCUGGGCCACGAGCGUUUCAAGCUUUCCUACUCGGGAUAAGAAGUCUGAGGUGCCGGUUGAAGAGAAAAGGCGAAGAGUAUCCUCAGUCCAUCCUGAUGAUAUUGAUGUCGGUCCAGUCUAUGUAGACGCCAAUGGCACGAAAGUUAGGAUUUUAUCGAAGUUUGAUGAUGCACCAUCUCCAUCAGUGCCUAAAGAGGUAGAGCAUCUUCGACCAAGAAAACCUUUGAAACCCGGCAAAGGAAGCAAAUUCCUUUCAGCGAAAAAGCAAAAGCGCCAUCCAUCUAAACAUCAGAAGUACCUUAAACUUGCUCCUCAAAGCAAAGAUCUUCUCUCUCCUAAGGCUCAUUCUUCUCAGAUUCAUGGGGGUCAAGAAACAUGUGAAGCGAAAGAAAAUUCCGAGGAAGGACAGCAAAUGGAAGAGCAGCUCAAUUCCUGUAAUGCUGGAGCUUUAAGAGGAUGGGCUUGCUCCAAACGCACUGGUGUUGUAAAGAAGUUGAACAAGAAGCAUGUGUCUCAGGACUUUUUGGUUGAGAGUGAUCAAACAUAUUUAGAUAACUGUCGUGUGGAGGGAAACUGUGGUAGAAAGGUAAUGAAUUUGUCUGGAAAUCCAAUUUCUUCUCCUGAAAAAAGUGGGAGCACAGAGAAUGCAUGUGAUGAAGCUCAAGCUAGUGAGAAAAGUGACUGCUCUCCUUGGAGAAAGAGAGCAGGAAGCCCCUUUCCUGGUGAGCAAAGCCAGCAUCAGUUUAGCAAAGACACAACUUUUUCGCCUAAUAGUUGCACGCUAAACCGUACAUACUCUGAUGUGAACUUUGCACCUGUGUUGAGCAACAAUACAAUUGGUUCUGCUGCGGAUUUCACCGAAAAUUUUGAUUGUGCCCCUCGCGCUAGCAAAAAACUAUCUAAGAGUCGUGAUGCCCCCAGAUCAAAUGCCAGGAAAUCCCUCCCGCCAAAGAAAAAUGUGUUGGCUAUUGGCAGGCGGGUAUCUUUGACUGAAUCCAGUCCCAGUGUCGCUAUGAAUUGCUCAGCUGCUAAGAAUCAAGGGCAAAGGGAAGAAAUAGAUAAAGAGGUUGCUGCCUGGGAUUCUGAGGCUGAUCAACAGUAUGAUUUCAUGCAUAAUUUUGCUGGAAAGCGGUUUCGAAAAGAUUGUAGCGAUGAAGUAUCAGUAUCCAGAAGCACUGUGUUGCAGAGGAGAAAAUGUAGAGGUUCCUUAAGUAGCUCUAGAAGGGAUGAACCCAUGGCCUUGGAAGGUUCUCAAUUUGCACCUGAGUUUUAUGGACAUGAUGAGAGGGAAAAGAUGGAUACUUCUGUUACCGUUCGUGAUGAAUAUCUGGAAAAAGUUGAUGGCCUGGGAGGUUCUGAGAGGGAAGAUCAAAUCCAUGAUGGUGACAUGGUUAGUGAAAAUCCUGCCCUAAUAGGUUUCUGUGAAACCGAAGCAGUAACAAGUCCAACUGAUCCAAGCAUUAGUAAUGAGCAAGAGAUGUUUUGUGGUGAUGGACUGGAAGAUGGCACACUAGGGCAGAAUGUUCAUAGCAUGGAGGAAAUGGACUCUGAUGAUGGCCAAGGAAGCUAUUUUCCUGAGGUUGAUCCAAUACUUAUCCCAGGGCCACCAGGAUCGUUUUUGCCAAGCCCUAGGGAUAUCGGGUCGGAUGAUUUUCAAGGGAAUUCGUCACUAACCACGAGCCGAGUUCAAUCAUCUCAAGAUCAGCUUGAUUUUAUUGAUGGGGAUUCAUCAGAUUCACCAGUUUCUACAACAUCAACCAUCUCUAAUUCCAGAGGGACAAAGUUUGACCUGAAGCAUUCUGAACCGUCAUCUUCCAUAGGACCUCAAUCUGCUCAGGACAAGAUCAGGCCGGGCCUAUCACGUGCAGUUAGUGGUACUUCUGAAGAAAUUAAUGCCACUGCAGCCCAACAUAUAACUGGUACAGCAGCUGAAAGACUUUCUUUUGAUAGAGAAAACUUUAAGGUCACCAAGAUAUCUCUCGAGAGGGGACCUAUCAGCUUCAAAAGUAACGAUCAGCCAUGCUGUUGUCAACGAAAGGAGAGAACUUCUCAGGGUUUGGCUUUAAAUUAUCAAGAAUCACCACUAUUAAUGCGGCGAGCAAUGGCACUGCCUGCCAUGGGAAAGCAAAUGGGUGGCAAUCCAAACACAAGAACUAACAAUUUGGAGUCGGGGUCUGACAUGACAGACUCGUUCUUUCUGAGUGGUGGUACAACAUUGAGAUCUGAACAGGCAGUUUUUCCUGUCACCAAGUCAUCAUCCAGUCACCAUCCUUCGAAGGGUUCUCCAGAUGGCAAAGGGAAGUUGUCAGGUCACAGUGAAAGUGAUUCUUUUAGUCCAUCUGCUUCUAAUUCGAUACUCAGGCUAAUGGGAAAGAAUUUGAUGGUGGUCAACAAAGAGGAAGAUACAUCAGUUCCACCGGUGCAGGCUCAACCACUUGCGCAAACUAACCAUCUAACUUCACAGUUUCCAACCUUCUCAGGAGUUGUUCCUGGCAAUCUUCAGAAUCAGUUCUAUCAUUCCUUUCAACAUAACAAAGUGGGGGAAUGUUUUGACGCAAGUGCAGCGCACUUCAACAGUUUUAGAAGCUAUAGCAAUCCGAGGACACCACAAGUGGUUGCACGAGGACCUGCAAGCUUGUUUCCAAAGCAUCAUACAGAUGGCAGUUUUGUGGCAUCCAUGGAACCUCAUGAGUAUAACGGCGAUCAUAAUUUUCCAAUGCCACAGAACAGGUAUAUAAGCAAACCCAUUGGAGGAGCACCCGCGUUUCAUAUGGAGAGAAUUAUGAACCCUCCUGACCGCCAACGCAAGAAUGGACAUUCUGCUUUCAGUGCCAGUAAAGAAAUUAUCAUCAUUGAUGAUGUUCCGGAAAGUGAAGCUGAUUUGACCUGCAGUGUUGCAAAGUACUCUGAAGGGUUGAGGGAAAGCCAAGUAGUUUGUUCCGUCAGUCCAGUUCCAGCAGCUCCCAGUUAUAACUCAAAGCGUGUGAAUAAUCCUUUCUCUCGUUAUGAGUCACAGGAACCUUCUUUACUUUGUGGAUCACCCGUUUUGUACAACACCACCUUGCAUGCAGUUCCCUCCAGGCUAGCCAAUAAUAGUAGUCCUGUUAAGUGGAGUUGUACUACUUCAGAAGGCUCGGGUGUGCAGCACCGGGCUUCUUUUCUUGCAGCACCAUCGCCAAGAGGACAUCUGAGAUCUACACUGUACGAUUCACCGAGCUUGUCAUAGAAAAACAUGUCGCGUUUGAAUGAGGAGAAAUGGCGUGCAGUCCACAUGCUGUUACUCUACCAAACGUUGGUUCGAAAUCAUGCAAUUUUUUUUCAGGUUUCUGCUUAGGCAUGCUUUAAGCUAUCCAGAGAAUAGACAGUGUUUUUAAGGAAAAUCCAUGAAUAAUAUACAGUUGACAUAAAAGCUUGGCUCGAAAGUGAAUAUUUUCGAGCAUCAGUAUAAGUAAGGCGUUUAUGUCCCUUUUUUUCUUCUUUCUUAUAGAAUUUUGUUAGAGGUACUUAAUUUCCUUGUGUGUUCGGCCUCUCCUUGAUCAAAUGUGAAGCACAGCACCAUGUUCUAGUCUUGAAAA